ACUUUCUCAGAAGAACAUGUUUCAUUUUCCUAAUUUAAUGUUUGUUUUUAAUUUAGUGGAAAAACAGAUUUGCCCGGGUCACAAGACUUUCUCCUGUAGCAGAUUUUUUAACCCUGCAGCUCUGGCGGGAUGGGAAAGAAGUUGAAAAACAUGAAUCUCCAACUAAGGGUAGUAUAUCUCUAUCUGGGUAUCUGGGUGCAGAAACCUGCUUUAAUCUGGACAAGGAGUCUAAUACAAUGGCUUUGAUAUUUCAGGAUAAUGUGAUUAUUAUUGCUCUUCAGUCUAGAGAAAUCCUCAUCAAGUGGCAGGUUCGUUUGACCGGACAAUUUGAGGAGGGUCAGCAGUAUACAGUUCAUCUAGUCUCGGCUCCCAAGAAGGGAAAACUGGGGACUGGGGGCCAGAUGAAACUUCAUCUCCAAAAUAAUAGAUUUAGUCUGACUACUGGAAUACCUCCUCAUCUCAUUCAUACAUGGAAUAUGAUUGAUCUAAGGAGGUAUGGAGGUGUGGAUGGAGGAAGGUUUUGUAUCGAGGGGGGUACCAGGUGUGGAAAAGGGGAGGGUCUUCAUGUCUUCAGAGUUGAUAAUUCAGAUGAAAUGCAGGUAGCCUUUGACCUGGCUGGUAAGGGAAAGCUAGAGAACCGAAGGCAGAGACUGAAUCCACAAACCUCAUUAUCAUUAUCACAGUCGCCAUCGGUCAGUUCAAACCUUUCCACUGUGCAUAGAUCUGGAGACUCUGGUGAAUCUGGGAGUUCUGGCAGUCCUCUUCUACACUUUGGGUCCGUUAGAUCAAAGGAGGAGAUACAGAGAAACAGGUCCAGAUCUAGAUCCAGGUCCAUGAAUACUAGUGGAGCUUGGUCCAGUCUAGAUAAUGGACAACACCUUGUAUAUUUCUAGGUCCAGAUCUAGA
Eurytemora carolleeae is the source of this 906-nucleotide messenger RNA. RefSeq names its product protein Dok-7. Gene Ontology annotation, biological process: neuromuscular junction development; positive regulation of protein tyrosine kinase activity. The coding region runs from base 237 to 893 and encodes 218 amino acids. NCBI's taxonomy places the organism in Eukaryota, Metazoa, Arthropoda, Copepoda, Calanoida, Temoridae. The record is from RefSeq and is a predicted model, not a curated record. The transcript is spliced from 11 exons. Gene Ontology annotation, molecular function: protein kinase binding.